UGUAUCAACCAAAUAUUGUACAUCAUAGCAAAAAGUUUGACUGUCUCGACUGCACUUGAUAAAUAAACUGUAAACAAAAAAGAUUUUCCAAAUUAAAGUGCGAUGAUACAACAAUAAUGUGUUGAUUUACUGUAAAUAAAAUCUGAUUGUCGGUUUGGAGCCAAGGAAUAAAUCAAACAAAAACAUUAUGCCUCACCCAUCUUCAUUUACAAAAAACAUUUUAGUGGAGCAGUUGCAAUUAGCGAAGGCAGAAAAGCGCAUUCAGAGUUUGAUUGACACGAUAAACGCGCAACUCAAUGAAUUACUGGUGGAAGAACUACAACUGAAAUCCAAUCAAUUGUCAACGGAGUAUAUUAUAUCUGAUGUCAUAACUGAGACGGAUAGGAAGCCUACAAAUGCUGAAAUCAUUGCCACAUACGAUUCUCAAUUGGUCAAUCAACAGGUUCUGGAUGCGUCGACACUAAUGUGCGCCAAAAAUCAAAUAGAAGAGGAUGAUGAUGAAUAAAUGGUAAAUGUUUCGACACA
Bradysia coprophila is the source of this 525-nucleotide messenger RNA. RefSeq lists its product as uncharacterized. Gene Ontology annotation, biological process: response to oxidative stress. The record is from RefSeq and is a predicted model, not a curated record. Gene Ontology annotation, molecular function: peroxidase activity. NCBI's taxonomy places the organism in Eukaryota, Metazoa, Arthropoda, Insecta, Diptera, Sciaridae.